AUGGUGCCUGAAAACUACAUGGCAGCGGUGGAUCCCGUUACCAUUGUAAUCAAAGAAUGCAUAAACAUAUCGACUGCUAUGCGAAAAUACUCCAAGUUUACCUCUCAAUCUGGUGUUGCAGCACUUUUGGGUGGUGGCAGUGAUAUUUUCAGCAAUCAGGAUGAUUCAUUGGCGGAUACUUUCAAUAAUCUUUCUGUUAAUAAGAAAAACGAUCCGCUACUUUCCGGUUUUAUUCAAUUGCGUUUAAUGCUAAAUAAGCUUCAAAGUUUGGAAGACAUCGAUUCCCUCACAUUAUUACAGCCCUUUCUUGUCGUGGUCAGCACAAGUUCAAUUUCCGGAUAUAUCACGUCUUUGGCAUUGGAUUCAUUACAAAAGUUCUUCACUUCAAACAUUGUGACGGAAAAGUCAGCUAAUCACGUCAUUGCUUAUAGAGAAACAGUUAAUGCCCUAACUCAUUGCAGAUUUGAAGCAUCAGAGCAAGUCUCUGACGACUCUGUGCUAUUGAAAGUGGUGAAUUUAAUUUUGACUAUAAUUCAAUCUCCUCGAGGUGAUUUGAUUUCAGAUUCAAUCAUGUACGAUGUAUUGCAGACAGUACUAUCUCUCGCAUGUAAUAAGAGAAGAAGUGAAGUUUUACGGAGAGCAGCAGAAUUCGCCAUGAUCUCUAUAACCGUCAAGAUAUUUAGCAAACUUAAAACCAUCGAACCAACCAAAUCGCAAAAGUACAUCAACGAUGAAAGCUAUGCAAAGAAUGAGCUGAAAGAUGAUGUGAUCGGGACCACUACAGUCAACGAAACGCUGGAACCAGGCAGUAAUGUCGAAGAACAAAACGGAGAAGACUCGAAAUCAAUCGAAGCGAAUGUUGGUAAGAAAAUUACAAAGGGGGAGGAUAAAGGAAGUAAUUACUCGGAACAUAUUGAUGAUAAUUAUGGAUUGCCUGUUAUAAAGCAGUAUUUGAAUUUACUGCUAUCGCUUGUGGUUCCUGAAAAUCAAACAAAGCAUACAAAUUCUGCAAGAAUAUUUGGCUUACAGCUCAUUGACACAGCUAUUGAGCUUUCUGGAGACAAAUUUCUUUUGCAUCCACGUUUAUUCAGCCUUGUAUCUGAUCCCAUUUUCAAAUACGUUCUUUUCAUUAUUCAAAAUAAUAAUAAGUUGUCUCUAUUGCAGGCGGCUCUUCAACUAUUCACCACUUUGGUAAUUAUACUGGGUGAUCACCUACCGAUGCAAAUUGAGCUUACCUUUUCGCGAAUCUUUUCAAUUCUUUCACCUGCACCUUUAAAAGUGGGGGAUGAACCAAAAGGAAGACCAGCUGCCGUAAAAGAACUAAUAAUCGAGCAAAUUUCUAUUUUAUGGACGCGUUUUCCCUCUUUUUUCACUUCAACUUUCAUUGAGUAUGAUUGCAAUCUUGAAAGAGCCGAUAUCUCCAUAAACUUCCUCACUGCUCUGAAGACGUUGGCACUUCCAGAGUCUGCUUUAAGUACAAGCGAUAGCGUUCCUCCAAUAUGUUUAGAAGGUUUAAUUUGUUUUGUGGAUGACGUCUAUGAACAUUUACAACAUAUUGACAAAGAGACUUUUUCAGGUUAUAAAGGCAAUGUUCCUCUAUUAAAGCAGCGUGAACGUAAGACAGAGUUCAUUAGGUGUUCAAAGGCAUUCAAUGAAAAACCCAAGAAAGGUAUACCAUUGUUAGUAGAGAAAGGCUUUAUAAAGAGCGACAAUGAUCCCAAUGUAGCCAGAUUUUUGUUCGAAAACAAUAGUCGCAUGAAUAAGAAAACUAUAGGAUUACUUCUUUGCGAUCCUAAGAAAACUAGCCUCCUGAAAUGUUUUAUUGACUUAUUUGAUUUCAAAGGUUUAAGAGUUGAUGAGGCAAUCAGAAUUUUGUUGACAAAAUUUCGUUUACCUGGCGAAUCGCAGCAGAUAGAGAGAAUAAUUGAGGCCUUUUCGUCUAGGUAUGCCGAAUGUCAAAGUGUUGAGGGUCUUACAGCAUCUGCAGAUAGUGAUUACGAGCACGUUCAGCCAGACUCUGACUCAGUAUUUGUUUUGAGUUAUUCAAUUAUCAUGUUGAACACAGAUUUACACAACCCCCACAUAAAGGAACACAUGUCUUUUGAUGACUACUCUAGUAAUUUAAGAGGUUGCUAUAAUCAAAAAGAUUUUCCUUUCUGGUAUUUGGAUAGAAUAUACUGCUCCAUUCGGGAUAAAGAGAUUGUAAUGCCCGAAGAACACCAUGGAAAUGAUAGAUGGUUUGAAGAUGCCUGGAACAACCUGAUUUCAUUGACUACUGUUAUGACCGAAUCUGCAGAAAGCACAUCUAGUACUAUUGGUAAGUUGAACACUAUGGAUUUAGCACAGUUUGAUGGUGCUAUCUUUGAGCAGGUUGGCUCAUAUAUUGUCAAGACACUGUUCAGAAUAUAUAACGUUGCGUCAGAUGAUCAUAUCUCCACAAGAAUGCUAACAAGUCUCGAUAAGUGCUCUUUCAUCGCCGCUUUUUUUAACCUAGAGAAGCUCUUUACUGAUAUUCUUUGUCGUAUUGCUAAAAUCACAACGCUAAUAGAUACGGAGGAAGACACACACACUUCCUCGGUGGGCCAUGCAGAAAUUCCGUUAGUCGAAAUUGUUGUUGAAGAUACCGACUCGAAAAUUAUCGUUAGCUCGGAUUGCGUUAAAUUAGGGAGAUCGUUCAAGGGUCAACUAUGCAUGGUGGUAUUUUUCAGAAUCCUUCAAAGAAACACAGAUGGAGACUUGGUUCACUCAAAACUAUGGGAAGUUGCAAUUAAAAUGCUCUUAGUACUAUACGAAAAUCUAUUGAUUUCCCCCGACAUUUUUCCCGAUUUGCAGCAAAAGCUUAAGUUGGGAACUUUGCCACGACCCAAACCAGAAGUUUCAAUCAAAAAAUCAAAAGAAAACAAGGGCAUUUUAUCAGCAUUUGCUUCUUAUCUGAAGGGAGACGAAGAACCAACCGACGAAGAGGUAGAAAAGUCAUUAAAAGCUUUGCAAUGUAUUAAGUCUUGUAAUAUUGCAUCAUCGUUAUUUGGAAAUAAAUUCAAUGUUAACCCUGCUCUAGUCAAUACUCUGUUAAAUUCUAUCAAGGUGGAGAAAAGUGUUGAAAAUGAGAGGUUUUACGAAUCUGAAAUUUUGUUUUUGAUUGAGCUUUCUGUAUCACUGUUUUUGUUUUGCAAGAACGAAAAAGAGCUGGGCCAGCUAGUUUUGAAUAAGAUUUAUGAAGUAUCACAGUCAGGCUCUUUAUCAAAGCAGAGCAUACGUCGACUAAUGGCGUACAAACUGCUUCUGAUUUCAGUAAUGGAGAAAGAAGAGAAGAAUCUUUUACAAUUAAUUAAUGACGAACUGUUAGGCAAAAACGAGGUAUUUACACAUCAGUAUUUUGCUACUCCAGCUGGCGGCGAGAUUUUAACGAGAAUUUUGGAGCUUACCAAGAUAGAUAACUACCGUGAAUUACUGGUACAAGAUGAAGGGUUCUGGAAGCUACUUAGAAGUGUAGUGGUGAUUAAAGAACAUACAGCAGAUGUGUAUCAAUUCCUGGAAUCGUCGCUGAAAAUGUCUCAUAGCAUUGAAACAAAGGAAAACUUCAUGUGGAUUCUGGGAUUACUCGAUGAAAUAUCAUCAAUUGGCGCAAUAGGUAGCCAAUGGGAAAAGAAAUGUGCAAAAAAAGGCGUGGAUGAAAAGGAAAAUCCUUAUUCUGGUCUUGUGGAUCUCUCUAUCAAAUCUAUCAAUCUAACAAGCAACGUUUUGAAGGGUGGUUUAAAUGCCUUCCAGCCAACAAAAAAUGAUAAAAUAGCAUUGAUUCAAGCUCUUGCUCAUCAAUGUCUAAAUCCCUGUCUUCAGAUAUCUUCUUAUUCUCUUGAAACUUUGGAAGUUGCGCUGACUAAAGACAUUGAAUUGCCAACGGCCGAGAUAACCACAGUUGAGGAACUAAUCGAGGGUGGGCUUCUACCGCUAUUGGGCUCAAGUGAGGUGGAAGACAAUAAGAGUAUUCCUGUGCCUGAAAUUCUGUCCGUUAUUUCCAAAAUCUAUCUGUACCAUUUAAAGGAAGGUAUAACAACUAAUGAUACCUUUUUGCGCAUGUUGAAUAUCUUCAAUAAAUAUGUGGAUAUACCAGAGGUCGAAAAAGAACUACAGCAAUUGAUAACAGAGAAGAAGAGCAUAGAAAAUUGCGCUUCCUCAAAUGAUAAAAUAGAGAAAGCAGAGAAAGUUGCUGCAGAAGUUGAAACAGAAAGGCAGGAGGAUAGGAAGGGUACUUCAGAUGGAACUUUGUGA
Molecule: messenger RNA, 4269 nt
Organism: Zygotorulaspora mrakii
Lineage: Eukaryota; Fungi; Ascomycota; Saccharomycetes; Saccharomycetales; Saccharomycetaceae
Gene: GEA2
Product: Arf family guanine nucleotide exchange factor GEA2
Exons: 1
Coding region: 1-4269 (1422 amino acids)
Biological process (GO): regulation of ARF protein signal transduction
Molecular function (GO): guanyl-nucleotide exchange factor activity
Source: RefSeq, a predicted model, not a curated record